This is a messenger RNA of Priapulus caudatus, 2615 nucleotides long. RefSeq names its product BMP and activin membrane-bound inhibitor homolog. NCBI's taxonomy places the organism in Eukaryota, Metazoa, Priapulida, Priapulimorpha, Priapulimorphida, Priapulidae. The record is from RefSeq and is a predicted model, not a curated record.
CUGAGAUCAGAUGCUACUGCAACUUGCCUGCUUGCGUUGCCACCGGCUACAUGUGCAAGGCACAUCAUGGCGCUUGCUUCAGCCGGAUAGCAAACGAACUAGACAUUGCCAAGUCUCAUCAUGGCUGCAGUGGAAUGCUCGCCGACCCGCAGGAACGGGAGACGUGCGUCCAUCUAAACGGCAGCAAGGCCAAAGAUGGCGGUGAAGGAAAAUGGCCGAUGGUCUUGUGUUGCAAAGAGGACAUGUGCAAUUAUAUAGACAAUGUCGAUAUUAGAAUACAAGUGAAUACAACGCGGGAUGGAAACUUGUAUAUUAAAGGUGACAAUUCGCAGCACGGAAGCCAGGCGAGACACAAGGCCGAAAUUGACCCUAAUGAACUGUGGUUCAAGGCUGCGGUCAUAGCCGUGCCGAUUGCAGGGGCAUGUAUCCUUGUUAUGCUCAUCCUGCUCGCCGUGCGCAUGCUCCGCAAGGACAGCCGGCGACACAUGCGCCUCCUACAACUACGUCAGCAGAGGGCGCAGCUGUUCGUCGGCGAACACAUCGACUUCUUUCCGGAAAAGAACGAAACGAACGCGAAGCUGAACACCCGACAGAAUAACAUUUGUGGCGGGAAGCAUGUGAACAUGAGCAGCGGCAGCAGCACCACACUGAAGAGCUGCGCAUCGUCAACGACUCAGGACUCGAAACCGGUGAACACGAAUCACCUCAACAAUGUAUAUACGUCGGUGAUCAUCUGGGGUACGGAUCUAGAGAAGGCCGAUCCACACCCGCCUACGCCCGUGUAGAGAAGGUUACGAUCCCCUCCCCCCAACCACACUCACCCAUCCCUCACGCGCAAUGCCCGUAGAACUUCGACUGUAAGAAGAUGUCGGUUUGUCUUGUACUACGUUUAUCUGUCGAUCGAAACGAAAUACGUACGCUCUGUCACUUCCAGCAGCCGAAUCGAUCAGUUUCUCGUCGAAUGUUUCCAGUGCCACUGUGGCAAUAUUUUUUAGUUAGAGCCGAACACACUGACGUGCCAAACUAGGUCACCUACAUGGCGGACCACAGAGGUGCGAGUUAGCUUCCUUACUACCAUGCAACAUACAUCCCUGCAGGCACGGAUUGUUAAUUCAUUGCCACGUACGAAUUUGGAAUUGUAUACUAUUUCUAACGAACGGAUAAGUGCUACCGAAUUCUAGUGUUAAACUUGUUAGCAACCAAUUGACUGACAUCCAAUACAAUGGCACGAUAGGAAAUCCAUCGUCAUGAGAUUUGUAGGUAUCUCAUUGGGGGCAAUCUACUUACGCCAGUAAAUUGUGUCCAAUUAUUCCUCACAGUCUGACGCUGAUAUUAGAGCAUAGAGUCGUAUCGUGAAACGAGUUCUUAGCCGCGAUUUGUUGGCCUAAAAUCUACUAUAUCGUAACGCACUCCUUGUCUGUUUGCAUCUGUACUUCUACUCGGUGGCGUUUCAUGUCAGCCAUACGCAUGUUGGUGAAAUAUGUCACGGCUGCCUUUGUAUGCAUCCGAUUUUCCAAUUUUUCACGGGCUAUAUUGAAAAGAAUAUCGGUAUCAUAAUUUUUAUACGUACUUGUCGGAGAUUGUAUUUCUCUCGAUUUCAUUUCAACUCGCUUCAACCGAGAGAAUUCUGGUGUUUCUUGAGGCGUGUUGAAAUGAAAUCGAUUACGAUUUCGUUCGUUAUGAAGCGACUGAAUACUAGUUCACUUCAACCGGCUUCUAACGCGAGAAAAGAUAAGAAUCGCGGAUACUUUGGAAUAAUUCCUGUCAGUGUAUGCACUGAUCCUCUCGCAGACGUGUUCGUCUCUGACAUCUUUACUAUAAUCUGUUAGACUAUUAAUACGGGUUCCACCGUUCUUCCACACGACGAAAUAGCUUAUUUUUUACUACGAACGAACAAGCAACGCCGUCACUCGAUAGCCCGAAUUUUCGUACGAGACUUCAGGCGGGAAUUAUUUUUGUAAAGCAAGAGGGUGCCUUCUUGUGACGAGAACCUACAGUGUAGUAGCAGCUACACGCGUAGCUUUCUUCGUCCGCUGGGUUUACUCCAGUUCGCGGCGUUUUUACUCCACUCUGUAAAGUAGUAUGUAGAUAGAAAAUUCGGUAUAACUCAUUGACGUUUUAUACGACUAUUGCAAAGUUCAGUCGGCCACGUUUGUUUUAACAACGACGACUGUCGUACACUAAGACGAGGCGCGGGGGUAGCGGUAGCCACUAGCCAGUGGAGUGUUGCAUAGUGGUGCCAUCUGCUGGGGAGAUAAGUGACGAAAAGUAGUUAUACGGAAAAGGGUUAAACGGAUUGGCCGAGGUGUAUCCGUCGGUUUCUCUAACAUUGUAAAUUAAUAUUUAAUGUAAAGAACUAAACAUUGUAUGAUAUAGGUAAUGUAAAUGUCUCUACGCGAGAGUGCGAUGAUUUUACCGUGAAGCUGCUGUGAAAUUUUGGUUUAUUUGCCUUACAUCAUGGAUAUCCAGUUGCUCAAAAGACUGUGGAUAUGUCAAACCAUCACCAAAAUGUUUGCUUCACUUGUACAUAUUGGCUAUGCUGUAUAAUAUUUUAUGAAAUGUGUUAUCAAAGUAUUAUAUUUAUUGCGUACAAUAAACAUGGUUUGUACUAAGAA